AUGAAAUCCUUCCGGUCCCGGCGCGACGCCGACGACGAGGACGAGGACGAGACCUCGCCCUCCGGCCGCCGCAAUGGCCGUGUUGACGAGCACACCCGGCUCCUGCCCAACCGAGUCGACAGCACCGCCUCCUUCCUCUCGCCCGACGACCCCGCCGUGUCCCCCUACAACCUGUGGACCGUCCGCUUCGUGCGCUGGAUCACCGUGCUGCUGACCUGCGUCGCCUUCGUCUGGUGGCUGCUGAUGGUCAUCUCGGUCUUCAUCACUCCGCCCGGCUUCCACGUCCGGGGCUCGCCCUUCUUCGCGUUUGCCUACGCCUCCGUGGCGCUGCUGACGUUGAUAGUCUCGCUGCUGUUUUUCUCUGUCCCGAGCAAGGCGGCGCGGAUCCUCAGUAUUAUCAAUGCCGUGCUGCUGUUUGUGGACGCCAUCGUCAUCCUGGCGGUCCCCGGGCUGCGGCACGCCGAGCUGUGGGUCGGCAUCGCGAGUGUGGUCUGGGGUGCGGUCAUGGCGAUCUGGUUCGUGGCGGCGGACCGUGCGGUGCAGUGGGGUAAGGCGGAGGAGGAAGAGCGCUUGACCGGACGGCCGGAGAGCAGGCGGACCGUAACAGAGUGGACUGAGGUGCUGCUGUCGACCAUCGCGCUCACGGCGAUUGCUAUCGUGGUGGUGUUGAUGACGCUCACCUUGACGCUGCGCGCGAUCGAUCUCGGCCUGGCACCGCCUGGGGAAAAGUAUUGGGUGGACGGCGAUCGGUAUCAGAUUCAUCUAUACUGUUACGGCGAGAAGACUGAUGCCGCUGGGGAGAAGGCGACGACGGUUCUGCUCGAAGGGGGCGAGGACCCUGUCGAGCAAGGGUUAUGGCAGUUCGCCGAAAACGCCGUCAAGAACGGCUCGAUUAGCCGGUUUUGUUUCGCCGAUCGCCCUGGUAUGGCUUGGAGCGAUACCGCGCCAUCGCCAUUUUCUGCUGGCAUUGCCUCCGAUGGCUUGAGCGAGGCUCUCUCUCGAGCUGGGGAAGAAGGACCAUGGGUCCUUGUCAGCGCCGGUAUUGGUUCCAUUUACUCGCGAGUCUUUAGUUCCCGACAUGGUGGCCAAGUCCGCGGUCUCCUCAUGAUUGACCCCCUUCACGAGGACCUUCUCCCACGCAUAGGCUCCCCUGGACGUGGUUUUUUCCUCUGGCUCCGGGGUGUGAUUUCGCCCUGUGGGUUCGACCGUAUUCCCGGGGCCAUCCUCCGGGGUCGGCGGGCCGUGGACAGAGUCUGGGGUGGUUCCUCGUAUCAGUCGGGGGAUACCAUUUUCGCCAAACUCCAGGAGAGCCUUGUGGCUCAGUCGCUCACGAGGCGCGACGUCGUAUCUAGCCGCGCUAUUCAGGACCGCGACACGCCGGUGGUGGUGAUCAGUUCCGGCCAGAAGAUACGCAAAGACAGUGACUGGGAGGACAAGCAACGCGACCUGAGCAACCUCACCGGAAAUACAAAACACUGGGACAUCGUGGAUGCACCUCACCGAGUCUGGGAUGAGUUGAGCGGGCGGGAGAUCAUCGAGAAGAGAUUGAGAAAGCUGGUCAAACCUCCAAAGGCCGGGUUGUGA
Molecule: messenger RNA, 1584 nt
Organism: Dichotomopilus funicola
Lineage: Eukaryota; Fungi; Ascomycota; Sordariomycetes; Sordariales; Chaetomiaceae
Exons: 4
Coding region: 1-1584 (527 amino acids)
Source: RefSeq, a predicted model, not a curated record